Suillus paluster is the source of this 282-nucleotide messenger RNA. RefSeq lists its product as uncharacterized. The transcript has 2 exons. Bases 1 to 282 code for a protein of 93 amino acids. NCBI's taxonomy places the organism in Eukaryota, Fungi, Basidiomycota, Agaricomycetes, Boletales, Suillaceae. The record is from RefSeq and is a predicted model, not a curated record.
AUGAAGAUCGAUAGAUUGUUCCAGAAGACAGAGAAGAAACAGUUACAAGAGUUUUCAAGAGAUUCUGUACUGCAUGCAGUAGUGGAAUUUGUCGUGUGUGAUGAUCAAUCUCUAGUGUUGGCAAACAACACCACCUUUCGAAACUGCUUAGUUGCAAUGCAUCCAGCUGCAACUGUAGCAGAUUUGCCUUCAACACACAAUGUCACAACAUAUAUUCACAACUCAUUCAUCAAGCUCAUCAAGGAUAUCAAGGCUGAGAUGCAGGUACAUUUUUUUAUUUGA